AGUCUCCUAGUCCACUAUCAUCAGUUGCUCAUUCCAGCAAUUCGACCAUAACAGCUCCUGUUUUAGAAACAAAGCAACAUUAAUAAUCACAACAUGGUCAAAUUCACUAUUGCUUUGGUUUCCCUGAUGAUAGCCAGUACGGUUGCCACUACGGCCAGCGACCAAUAUUCUUACAAGAGAGGAAGCUACAGUUACGAUGAUUCCUCAAUUUCUGAUACGGCCCACAAGGCACCCACUUACGGUUACGAUAAGAAAUCCAACAAUAGCUACCAACCUUCUACUGAAUACAACAAGAAAUCAAGCUACGGUUAUCCCUGGAAACCUAUCUAUGGCUAUCAAGCAGCUUCUUACGGUUACGACAAGAAACCUAGCUACGAGUACAGCCCUCCGUCUUAUGGUUACGACAAGAAACCAAGCUACGAGUACAGUCCCCCGUCUUACGGUUACGACAAGAAACAUAGCUAUGAAUACCAACCUUCUUCUUACGGCUAUAGUAAGAAACCGAGCUACGAGUACAGCCCACCUUCUUACGGAUACGACAAGAAACCUGGCUAUGAAUACCAACAAACUCCUUAUGGUUAUGGUAAGGCAGCUAGCUACGAAUACAGCCCUCCAUCUUACGGUUACGACAAGAAGCCUAGCUACGAAUACCAACCUUCUUAUGGAUACCAGCACCAAAAGUCAAGAUACGAAUACAGUCGUCCCUCUACUUACGGCUACGAAGCCAAGCCCAGCUACGAAUACCAGCAGCCUUACGGUUACAAUAAGAAACCAGAAAGCUACGAAUACAGCCCUUCGUCUUACGGAUACGAAAAAUACGAGAAACCCAAAUCUUAUGGUACAGUCUACUCUGCUGCCUCCUACUGAAACAUCGACCAACCUGGCCAUCAAUAAUAUUUAAGCAAACUCCCCACCGUAAUAAUUAUGAAAUAUCAGUAAGGGUAAGCUACGACGAACUCAUCUGUAUGUAAUAUGACAAAUACAAGAUCUGACUUUAA
Molecule: messenger RNA, 998 nt
Organism: Daphnia pulicaria
Lineage: Eukaryota; Metazoa; Arthropoda; Branchiopoda; Diplostraca; Daphniidae
Product: extensin-2-like
Exons: 2
Coding region: 94-867 (257 amino acids)
Molecular function (GO): neuropeptide hormone activity
Source: RefSeq, a predicted model, not a curated record